Arctia plantaginis is the source of this 693-nucleotide messenger RNA. NCBI's taxonomy places the organism in Eukaryota, Metazoa, Arthropoda, Insecta, Lepidoptera, Erebidae. The record is from the annotation of a GenBank genome assembly.
AUGGACUCGAUGGAGGUGUCGGACAGUCCGACAUCCACCGCGACCAAAACCGCAGGUAGAAUUCAAGAGGCACGCAACUGGGUGACGAAGGCAAAAAUCGCCAUUAAAAACUCCCGCAAUUUAAGGACUGACAUCAAAGGGGCCGUCACCCAGGCCAUUGACAGCCUCUACCAGUUGGUUAAGGAAGCUGAACUAGGGAGGCGACCAAAUAUAGACAAUGACAUGCAAAUAACAGAGUCUCAGAAUACACAACAAAAAACCAUAAAAAGUGAGAAGGAUGGGGUUUCCCAGCUGUUCUCCUCACUGGCUGAUCAUAGUAGGCUAAUGAGAGAAAGUAGCGAGAAACUGGAUAAGUUGAACGAGGCGCUAGAAGAAAAGUCGGAGGCGAUCACUUACGCCACGGUAGCAGCACGGGCAAAGCCAUCAUCGAAGUGGUUAAAUUUUGAGAUGGAUGCUCCCAUUAAGACCAUAGCGAGCAUUCACUUGGAACUACUGAGAGUGACGGCCGGGCGCCAUCCGGCUUACGGACUGGAGGGGAAUGCUAGGGGGCCCUCGCAGGUCCCGCAGACUCUGAACCCCGUUCGGACGCCCGGCCCAGACCCGGAUUUGCUCUCUCUGGGUCAAAAAUACAGGGACUUGCAGACCAGUUUAGGGCCCUGCAAGUCCCUUAGACUUAUCAAUUUGAAGCGGUAG